AUGGCGCUGGCUGCGCUGCUGCCUCUGCUGCCACUGACAAAUGCUCGACAUUUGCACGAUCAGCUGUCGUUGGCCUAUGAAGAUGUUAGUUCCAGUUCCAGUUCCAGCUCCAGCUCCGGCUCCAGUGACAGCUCGCUGCCUGCCUGGCACGCCAAUCCCUUCCAUGGUCUCGAGCAGAGCAGCUACGACAGCAGCGACGACAGCAGCGGCGACGUCAGCAGCAGGGAAUAUGUGGAGAGCGAGAGCAGCUACGAGGAAAUUGCUCAGGCAGCAGUAAAUGCAGCGAUGCGGGAGCUGCGUCGUCAACGGAUCCGACAUCGACGCAGUCACGAAUUCAGAUUCUUUGUCCGGUCGCAACAUGAGGCAGCUGAGGCAGCCCCCGAGUGGGAGAAUCCUUGCGGCGGUGUUUAUCAGCCGGAUGCGGGUCAGACCGCCGAAUCGGACAGCUCCAGUCACGGACGUGUCAUCAAGCGCAAGUAUCUGAUUGCAUUGCGAAACAACACGAUGCGUGAAUAUGACUAUAUGCAUAACUCUGCCACUCUGGACUAUGGCAAAACUGAGCAUUGGGAGCAUGAGUACAAGUUCCUGCCAAACAUGACGCGUCCCACAAAUGCGGUGAAGCUCAAGACCUGGUACCGUCACAUGCAGACAUUCGUUGGCAGUUUCGCUCAUCUGGGCAAGGCGCAUUACAGAUACCGCAAGGAGCAUCAACUGAGCCUGGAUGCGAGCACCCACGAGUUGCACGACCUGCUUGUCAGCGCCCGUAGUGUUCUCUGCGAUAUUGAGACGACCAUCAACUCAUCGUAUCCGAACAGUCACGGUGCAAAGCUCACUCAGGUGAGCAAGGAGGCGAUGAGCGAACGGCUCAAGUUCUACACUCCGGCUGAUGGCAGCAAGGAGUCCAAUCUGCGUGAUCUCAAGUUUAGCAAGCAGCUGUACCUUCAGUAUCUGGACAACAUGUGGAAGACACUGCGUCGAUCCCUUCGCAAGCAGCACAGGAGCAGCAUGGAGCGUAAACAUCAUGCCUCAUCUGCCACUUCCGUAUCCGGUUCCAAUUCCAAUUCCAAUUCAGCGCAAAACUUCAGCCUCGAGAGCUCCGAAAGUGGCUCAAUGGCAGCGGCAGCUGCGGCUGUUGCUGCCACGGGUUAACGUGCAACUUGC
Messenger RNA from Drosophila innubila, 1161 nucleotides. RefSeq lists its product as uncharacterized. The coding region runs from base 1 to 1149 and encodes 382 amino acids. NCBI's taxonomy places the organism in Eukaryota, Metazoa, Arthropoda, Insecta, Diptera, Drosophilidae. The record is from RefSeq and is a predicted model, not a curated record. The transcript is spliced from 3 exons. Gene Ontology annotation, biological process: embryonic development via the syncytial blastoderm; cell surface receptor signaling pathway via JAK-STAT.